AUGAACAAAAUUCCAGUGGAGUACCGAACUCCCAAGGUCAAAACAGGUCCGAAAGAACAGGAGGCUCCGAAAGAACCGGAGGAUCCGCAACAACCGGAACCUCAGCGGCCGGAGCCUCAGCGGACGGAGCCUCAGCGGACGGAGCCUCAGCGGACGGAGCCUCAGCGGACGGAGCCUCAGCGGGCGGAGCCUCAGCGGGCGGAGCCUCAGCGGGCGGAGCCUCAGCGGACGGAGCCUCAGCGGACGGAGCCUCAGCGGCCGGAGCCACAACGGGCAGAACCGCAGGUGUUGCAAUUGCAACAACAACUGCAGCAGCGUGUAGUGCAGCUGGAGCUGCAGCAAAUGCGGGGGCAUCAAGUGCACCAUACCCCGCAACGAUCGCAGUCGCACCGGCCGCUACGACGGCAGCCGCACCAGCCACAGUAUAUCCCUUACCAGCCGCAGCCGUACCACUCGCAGCCGUACCACCCGCAUCCGAAUCCGCAUGGUGAUUCACAAAGGGCCAAGCAGUUGAUGAUCAGAAAUUACAGGCGCAAAAUUAAUCGCCUGCGAAGAGAAAUGACGCCACGGCCACCGACGAGAUACUGUUAA
Messenger RNA from Osmia bicornis bicornis, 591 nucleotides. Its product is annotated as gamma-gliadin-like. The transcript has 5 exons. The record is from RefSeq and is a predicted model, not a curated record. The coding region runs from base 1 to 591 and encodes 196 amino acids. Lineage: Eukaryota; Metazoa; Arthropoda; Insecta; Hymenoptera; Megachilidae.